AUGAUUUCAUGGUUCCAUAGGAAGAAGAGUCAGGAUAGAAGAAGCGUCGUCAUCCCCAUGCCAGCUCCAGAGACUUCGAUCGAGGCCUACACACUACCAAGGAUCAAGCGUACCUGUGAUCGGGCUGUAAAAAGUCUUAAGUCGAAGCGGAAUCCAAGCCCUACCACACGAGAGAUGCUGGAAAAGAUUCACGAGAAGUGCAACUCGAUUAAGAUCGCCAUGAAGGACAAGUCGAGUUGGUCGACAAAGCGCCGCCAGGCUAUCCCUGAGCUAAGAUCUCACGAGUCUGAUCUUGCGGAGCGCAUUUUCUACAAGUCAGUCGGCGGGGUCGAAGAGCAAGUCUACUGGCAGUCCUUGAAGGUAGACCUGACAAGGCUUUUGGAGCUUGAUUUCUUUUGCGGGUAUGGAGAUUACUUUGGCGAUUUUUGCCAAGGCCUCCGGCUGCAAGCCAGCAAGGACAAUCUAGAUCCAUCCGGAGAGUUAAGUGGGCGGAAUUACUGGACCAUGAUCAGUGACGCCCUUAAGCUGGAGGGGCCUGAGUGGCGUAAGGCAGCACUGAAUGGCGGAGCCAAAGUCCAUGUUGCUCUCGACCGAGUGUGCGAUGCUCUGAAGGUGAAUCUGGAGCAUGCUCUUCGUUGCAUUCACCUAUGGGCGGCACGGUGCAAAGCUGCAUAUACAGGCUCCGGGGUACUAUUAAAGCAGGGUCACUCCGCAGAGAUAGCAAAGAUGCUAUUUGGGGACCUCCAGCACUUGGACAAGGCAUGUCCUCCAGCCUGGAGAGACAACAUAGAAAACGUCCGAAGCCUCAUUGUAGGACUGCGAGAUAAAUGGUUCGACCGUGAUGGCGUUGACGAGAACGAUCCUGGAACUUGGUUCCCGAAAGAGCCCCUAAAAGAUGCCAUCAAGCUUGAACAGGCGAUAAAGCCUGGAAAGAUUCAGCAAGUGCCCAAUCUGGCAAAGGCGAACUUAGAUCCUGGGUCAGAUACAGAGAGACUGCUCCAGCGUCAGAUCCUGAACCUCAAAAAGCCUGGGCAGACAAUUGGACCCGUGUCCUACGACCAUUUAUCACCACCAGCAACACCAAAGAACAAAAUGAAAUCCCAAGAGGUCGAGCGCCAAGGCAUUCAUAGUGCUAAAGAAAACUUGUAUAACGACGCAGUAGAAGUGCUGAAUCGCAGCCCACGAACUCAGACAUAG
Messenger RNA from Fulvia fulva, 1197 nucleotides. RefSeq lists its product as uncharacterized. Lineage: Eukaryota; Fungi; Ascomycota; Dothideomycetes; Mycosphaerellales; Mycosphaerellaceae. The coding region runs from base 1 to 1197 and encodes 398 amino acids. The record is from RefSeq and is a predicted model, not a curated record. The transcript has a single exon.